Messenger RNA from Penicillium subrubescens, 663 nucleotides. RefSeq names its product bZIP transcription factor. The record is from RefSeq and is a predicted model, not a curated record. Gene Ontology annotation, molecular function: DNA-binding transcription factor activity. Bases 1 to 663 code for a protein of 220 amino acids. The transcript is spliced from 3 exons. NCBI's taxonomy places the organism in Eukaryota, Fungi, Ascomycota, Eurotiomycetes, Eurotiales, Aspergillaceae. Gene Ontology annotation, biological process: regulation of DNA-templated transcription.
AUGAAUUAUAUUCCUGGAUACCAAGAAUACGAGCUCCCUACAGCGCUCGACACUUUUAUUCCUCGCUUAGUGAUGCCACCUGAAGCGGAUCCCAGCCUACAGCCACCUGGGGCUUACCAAAUAGUCAACCUCGACCCCACACUCUCUCCCAACGCCACUAUCUCGACGCCAUCCAGCCCACAUUCACAGCAUGGCCAGCGCGUAGUAACAUGUUCAUUAGACACGAAAAUCCAGAAACAUAAAUCACAGACUGCUAAAGGACGCAUGCAAAACCGCGAAGCGCAGCGCCGUUUUCGGGGACGCAAAGAAGAGCUCCAGCAAAAGCUCCAACGACAGGCUACUGAGCUCGAAGCACAGUGCCAAGAGCUCUCAAAGGGGUUCUGCCAGAAAUCGGAAGAGGUUUCUGAGAUCAUCAAGGAGAAGGAGGCCCUUACUAGCGAAAUACAAGAUUUACGCAAGAGGUGGCGCGUUAUGUUAAUGCUACUACAACUGCCAGACAGGCUACAGUCACUGUCAAGCUUACUGGGGAAUGAUUUGUCUUCACCCUCGGGUUCAUCUCCUUCCUCUUCAUCCUCGCCAUCUACGACAAAGUCUGAGCCGUUGGAUGUGCCACUGGACGAAUUGUUGGGGUGUCUGCAAGAGUUGUUGUUACCAACCUUAUGA